UAAUACCGUAAAGUCAGCUGUGGAACGCCGAACUCGCACCACUCGCACCUUACUGCAGCUCGACAACUUCUUGCAGUGUUAUGUGAUCCUAACAACAUCAAUGAUUUUUCGAGUAAAAAUUCCGCGCACGUGCUCGCGAUAGGUCGGUACGGCGUAUAACCUGUGUUUCUUCAUCUACGCGAUCGACAGAGUCGUGGAAUUUUACGCCGCGACCGUCACGACAUUAUUGUUUAGCCAUCAUUUCCGAAAAUGGCGGCUGUGUUGGACGAGGUUGGCAAAUCUUCCGAGAAACUCGUGAACGAGGAGAAGGACGAAAUAGUCGACGAGGAAGACGAGACCGGAGCGGUGGAGGCUUCCAAGAAGAAGAAAAAGAAGAAGAAGAAGAAGAAGGCCGGUGCUGGAGAAGCUAGUGCAGACGUGCCCGAAGGGGAAGAAAAUAAGGUUAAGAAUGAUAAUCCGGUUGUCGAAGGUGCUACAGAAGUGAACGAGAAUGAUGAUGAUAGUGAGGAAGUUAAGAAGAAGAAAAAGAAGCGCAAGCCCAGAAAUAAGGGUGGUUUGAAACAGCAAACAGAUCCGCCAGGCAUUCCCGUCUCAGAGUUAUUCCCAGAUGGUAAUUUUCCUGUAGGGCAAAUAAUGGAUCAUCCGCCUGCUGCCGGAAUAGAUGAAAGAAUGGCGAAAAAUCGCGUCACGAGCGAGGAGGCGCGCGCCCUCGACAGGAUGCACAAUGAUAUCUAUAAUGAAGCUAGACAGGCAGCUGAAGCACAUCGACAAACAAGAUACCACAUGGUGAAAUGGAUAAAGCCGGGAAUGACUAUGAUAGAGAUCUGUAACGAGUUGGAGGAGACCGCUCGAAAAUUGAUAGGCGAGGAUGGUCUCAAAGCCGGAUUGGCGUUUCCAACUGGGUGCUCCCGUAAUCACUGUGCAGCUCACUACACUCCAAACGCCGGCGAUCCGACCGUGCUGGAGUACGAUGACGUCACCAAGAUUGAUUUCGGUACGCACAUCAACGGGCGUAUCAUCGACUGUGCGUUUACCUUGGCGUUCAAUCCAAAGUUCGAUAAGCUGAUCGAGGCUGUCCGCGACGCCACCAAUACCGGUAUCAAGGCCGCUGGAAUUGACGUGCAAUUGUGCGACGUCGGUGCUGCUAUUCAGGAAGUCAUGGAAUCUUACGAGGUGGAACUGGACGGCAGAACGUAUCCGGUGAAAUCGAUUAGAAAUCUGAACGGCCACUCCAUCGCGCCCUAUCGCAUACACGCCGGAAAAACAGUGCCGAUAGUCAAAGGCGGUGAGGCGACUCGAAUGGAGGAGAACGAGUUCUACGCGAUUGAAACCUUCGGGUCCACCGGCAGAGGCGUGGUCCACGACGACAUGGAAUGUUCGCAUUACAUGAAGAGCUUCGACGCUGGUUUUGUGCCGUUGAGAUUGCAGAGCAGCAAAUCUCUUCUCAAUACCAUCAACAAGCACUUCGGUACUUUAGCUUUCUGUAAGCGCUGGUUAGACCGCGUCGGUUGCACCAAGUAUCAAAUGGCGCUGAAGGAUCUCUGCGAGAAAGGCGCCGUUGAAGCCUAUCCACCGCUGGUCGAUGUCAAGGGCUGUUACACCGCUCAGUUCGAGCACACGCUAGUUCUGCGUCCCACGUGUAAAGAAGUUAUUUCCCGCGGAGAUGAUUAUUAAAUUGUUUUACGUGAAUUAUUAUCGAGAAUCGGGUUUGUUUUUUCAAUCUUGAUGUAAAAUUUUUGUCAAAGCAUCGUCGUAAGAUUAUCGUUCGUACACAUAACGCGAACGAUAAUCAUUGCAAUGUGUUAGCAAUGUGGCAUUUCUAACUGUAAUUACAUACUAUCCAUAAUUUUACUUUUC
Molecule: messenger RNA, 1857 nt
Organism: Linepithema humile (Argentine ant)
Lineage: Eukaryota; Metazoa; Arthropoda; Insecta; Hymenoptera; Formicidae
Gene: und
Product: methionyl aminopeptidase und
Biological process (GO): proteolysis
Cellular component (GO): cytoplasm
Molecular function (GO): metalloaminopeptidase activity
Source: RefSeq, a predicted model, not a curated record